AAAUAAAAAAAUAAAUUAAUAGAAAUAACUUACAUUAUUUGAGCGAACGACGUCGUUUAAUCGCCGACACGCGUUUUGAAGCAAGCAAAUAAUAGAGUGUGGGCCACAUAUUCCAUUUCAGAUCAGAUUCCAUUUUACUCAAAAAAAAAAAAAAAAAAAAAAUCACAUUCCAUUUAAAACUUAAAAACAAAAUCAAAAUUAAAUUUUUUUUUUUAAAAAAAAUAGAUAAAUAAUUGGAAUCCUAAUUCAGUUUGGUUUUAUCUAUAAAACAAUAUAAAUAAUGGGUUGAUCAAAACACAACUACCCCAAAGGGUGGCAAUCUUUUCUGAAUUGGAAUCUUCAAUUUGAUUGAUCAAAAAAGCCUUCAAUCUUUUCGUCUUCUCUGGUUCUCCAAAUUAGGGUUUCUGGUUAAAACCCCCCAAUUUAAUCGAUUUCAGAAACCCUAAUUUGCUGAAAAUCGUCGCUUUGAUUUCUUUAUUCUUCUUCGAUUAUUACCGUUUGGCAGGAGCAACGUUUUGCUAACCACUCAUAGCUGCCGGCCGUAGAUGAAGCACGAGAAGAAGAAAAAGAAGAGGAGAACUUCCCAGGCUCCAAAGAAGAUCGACCCUGUGAACGAAGAGAAGAAGGUGGUUCAAGCGCUUGCUGAAGCUUUCUCUUCCGCCUCUUUGGAUGAUGCCAUCUCUGCUUACCGGGAAGCCAAAGGUGAUCCGGAUAAGGCUGCUGAGAUAUUAGGGCGAUCCUUGUAUGAGAGUUCUGACGAUCCGUCUACGAGCUCCACAUCGGGUGAAUGCUCGGGCUCUGGAUCGUCAGAUGGUUAUGUGGAGAUGAGUUACGUUGACAAUUUUGUGAAGGAGAAGGAUUCUAGAGCUUGUAAGCAGAAGAGGCAAAUUGCGGCCACUGGUACUGUGUCUACAGUUCUGGGAAAGGAGUACAUGAAUUCGAGCCCGAGAAAGGAUCCAAGAACGAUGAGUAUGAAGCUGAAGGGUUUUGGUAAUGGGGGUUUCGACGAGGAGAAGGCUGAACAGUUUCUUUGUUCUAUGCUUGGAGAAGAGUCUGAGCUGAACUUGGCGAUUGUUAGAGAUGUUCUGUGUCAAUGUGGAUAUGAUGUAGAAAAGGCCUUGGAUGCGUUGCUAGAUUUAUCAUCUUCUUAUGAUCAGUCUACAAAUGGUCCUACUCCUAGCUAUAGUCUGAGCUACAAAGACAAUAGUAGAUAUCCUAACGAAAAUUGUGAUAAUCUUACUGAUAAGGUCUCUGAUUGCUCCUCUCUUUCAUCUGAAUGUGAGCUACAUGAUAGUAUAUGGUCUGUGGAUUGUGGUUGCAGGAGGAACUAUAAGGAUGUUCUUGCUAGCUCUGAUAGUCAUUCUCCUGCUAACAAAAGGAGUACUGAAUCAGGUCUCUCUCAGAGCGUGUUGGAUUCUUUGUUUAAUAUCUCCAAGAGUCCUACAUAUCAACCGCAAGUAAUGAAUUGGAGAAAUGUUGCAAAGAAAUUGCAGCUGCUGGGACCCCAAUUUGAUGUUUGUCCGUCUAGUGAUUCAAAUGCACAGCAGGAUAUUUAUGCUAAAGGAGAUGAAUAUCAUGCUUUUAGAAAAACUGCAAAUCAACAAUGGAGCUCAGUAAGGUCCUGCUAUGAGAAAGCAGCAACAGCAUAUUCAAACGGGGCGAAGGAAUAUGCUGCGUACCUUUCUGAGAAGGGGCAGGAACAAACUAAAUUGGCACAGAAAGCUAGUGAAAGGGCCAGCAAGGACAUUUUUAAAGCUAGAAACAAGAGUAUACAAAAUGUGAUAACUAUUGAUUUGCAUGGGCAACAUGUUAGUCCAGCAAUGAGGCUCUUAAAAAUGCAUCUCAUAUUUGUUUCUUAUGCACAGACGGUUCAGAUCCUCAGGGUUAUAACAGGAUGCGGGACUCAUGGUAUGGGCAGGUCAAAGCUAAAACAAGCGGUAAUCAAACUUCUGGAGAAAGAGGGUGUUGAAUGGAGUGAAGAGAAUCGGGGAAUUGUGCUUAUCAAGCUAGAUGGACACAGAGAAUUCAGCUUCAUAGAUUCCGAGAGUGACACAGAGUGACGUUACUGACUAAUUAGUGUCUGUAUAUUAGUCUGUUCAUUCACUUGUAAGCCUUGUGUAACCUGGUGUCCUAGGCUCUAGGUUAGAUAUCAAAUAUCUGUGUAUAUCAACACUCGUAACUCUAAAUUAGUUGAUGGGAUACUCUGCUUUGACAUAACAACCAUGUAUCUUAGUUCUCGACUCGACAGUAGAAACUUCAUUAUGACAUUAUACUGACGAGGAUGUAAAUCAUGUUAUGAAAUAUACUUUUCUUAUUUAUUUGCAAA
Cannabis sativa is the source of this 2326-nucleotide messenger RNA. RefSeq names its product SMR domain-containing protein At5g58720. The record is from RefSeq and is a predicted model, not a curated record. The transcript is spliced from 11 exons. Lineage: Eukaryota; Viridiplantae; Streptophyta; Magnoliopsida; Rosales; Cannabaceae. Bases 546 to 2060 code for a protein of 504 amino acids.